Molecule: messenger RNA, 454 nt
Organism: Ziziphus jujuba (common jujube)
Lineage: Eukaryota; Viridiplantae; Streptophyta; Magnoliopsida; Rosales; Rhamnaceae
Product: selenium-binding protein 2-like
Exons: 2
Coding region: 133-384 (83 amino acids)
Molecular function (GO): selenium binding
Source: RefSeq, a predicted model, not a curated record
GUGAGUUUUCUCUGUGUGUUUUCAUUUCCUUUUUCGUCCUCUUCUUCUUCUCUGGGAGAGAACCAGAGUGUGUGUGUGUGUGUGUGUGUGUGUGUGUGUGUGUGUGCGCGUGUGUGUGGGAGAGAAAGAGAUAUGGCUACGGAUGUGGUGGGUUCGGAACAUGGGUCGGCGGGGAAGAGGCAGGGCAUUGAAGAACAUGGUUGCUGUGCUGGACCUGGCUAUGCUUCACCUCUCGACGCCAUGGCUGGUCCCAAAGAAGCUCUUUUCUAUGUCACCUGCGUUUACUCUGGAACAGGAAGAGAGAAGCCUGAUUACUUAGCAACAGUGGAUGUUGAUCACUUCUUAUUUGAAAGAAGUGAAUUUGUAAAGGUUUAUAAACCAUGACAAAUCAUUCUUUGUUGCUAUUAUAUCCAAUUUAGCCAUUAUACCAAAUAUGGAGUUUUUAACCUGAAUA